Molecule: messenger RNA, 903 nt
Organism: Manduca sexta (tobacco hornworm)
Lineage: Eukaryota; Metazoa; Arthropoda; Insecta; Lepidoptera; Sphingidae
Exons: 3
Coding region: 75-890 (271 amino acids)
Source: RefSeq, a predicted model, not a curated record
CCGAUCAAUACAUUCAAAUCGUUAUAAAUAAACGUUGAAUUGUGCAAUACGAUAAAAGGUUAUAUGUGUAGAAUAUGAAGUCAAAACUAUAUUUAUUGAUUUGCUUAUGGAGCUGUUGUAUAGUGUCUUGUGGCAAGAUGGCUCCGUCAGAGUUAAAUGCCGUUAAAAAUUCAAAAGAUAACAAAGUCGACAAAAGCAUUGAUUUUCUACAUAAAAUAAAGGAAGAUCUUCGAAGAAACAACGAUGAUUAUGCAGAAGCCAUGACGAGAACCAUUACUACAACCACUCAUACAGUACAAAGCAAUCAAAAGUUUAGUUAUAAAAAAGGAAAUUCAAAUAUAAUAGAAGAUUUAAAUAGAAGAGCGUACGAAUCAUUCAGCGAUGAAGAAAAUGCAAGAGAAUCAAAAGAAAUCAAUUUUUUUACUACUGCCACUGUUAAAAGAUUUUCAAAAAUAACUCAAACAAAACCUGCAGAGCCAAAAGUCGCUAAUAACAUGAAUAAACUGCAAAUGUUUUUUGAAGAAAAUAAAGAUUUGUUGAAAGAAUUUAUCGGUAAUAAAGCAAUGGCUGCUACUAAUAUGAUUUCUAGACCCGAACCUAACUUUAGGAUGAAGGCACAAGAAACUGUGAAGGAGGUUGUAUUGCCCAAUUCGGAACAGCUAGACAUGGCACCGGCCAAAGGUGGUCGUAUACACAUGCUUAGAAUUAAGGGUCGGCUAUGCCAACGCAACGUACUCAUUCCUGAAGGUCCAAAAUACGACAGCAAAGGCAAAAUAUACCUCCCAGCUUUUUCUGCAGGGCGUAAACAAUUUGAAAAUACCAUUGCUCCAAAACUCAUUCUGCCACGGUGCUGCAAUUGUUGUAAAAAAUCCGUAUUGGGGUGCGAAUAAAAAAAUAUGACAA